AUAAUCCUUGAAUUAUAAUUAACAAGUUAUAAAAAAUAAUCAUAUGGUAAAAAUUACAAAAUUGAGACGCUACACUGGCGAGGGUUUUUAAAAUUGCUUGGACAGAGCAUAACUCUCAAGUCACUCUGCUUCUUGUACUCGCCAAUCAAAGAGGACAUAAUGUUAAAAACGAUAUCUGUGAAGUCAAAAUGUUUUGUAUACAAAUUUCGUAUUAAAAAUUAUGACUCGUGACUCACUGUAGUUGAAUAAUAUUUUGCUUACAUUGAGAACAACAAAUUGAGAAUGUUCAACAUGUUUUAUUUAGUUGUUUUUUAGCUAUAUGGACCAGUAAUUUAAGGACAAUGGAAGAUUCUGUAAAACACUGUACUGAACCUACAAUUUGUUCAAAUAAUACAGGAAAACUUCAAAAUAAAAGAGGACGGCCAGUUAAAUCAAAAAAUAUUCAAUUUGGUCCACAACCGACAUCGAUUAUUUCUCAGUUACUUCGAAAAAAUGUAAAAAAAUUGGUUAAGCAUAAUAAUAUUACUAAUGAGCAAGUACCAACCAUCGUUGAGGGUGAUAAAAAAGAUGAAGACACCAAUUUUUUAUGUGUAGUUUGUUCGUUAAGGAUGAGUAAUAAGAAAGAAUAUAAAAAGCAUUUAAAAAUACACAAAAAUUAUUCCUGCAAAUUUCCUGAAUGUAACUAUACUACAAAGUUAUCAUCAAAUUUAAUAAAACAUAAAAGAAAGCAUACUUCAGAAAAGCCCUACUUAUGUGACCAGUGUACAUUUAGGACCAAUUUUAUUAACUCUUUGAAAGUUCAUAAAAGGAUUCACACAGAAGAAAGACCCUAUGCUUGUAAACAUUGCAGUUACAAAUGUAACAGUAGUUCUAACUUGAAGAAACACUGUCAAUAUCGUCAUCUAAAAAACAUUCCAUAAUUUUUUAUUGUUAAUGUAAAGUUGUUUUAUGUAAAUAUAAUAUUUAAUAUAAGUGUUUUUGGGAUGACCACUUGCUUAUUAAUCAUAUUAA
This is a messenger RNA of Papilio xuthus (Asian swallowtail), 1011 nucleotides long. RefSeq names its product zinc finger protein 271-like. NCBI's taxonomy places the organism in Eukaryota, Metazoa, Arthropoda, Insecta, Lepidoptera, Papilionidae. The coding region runs from base 342 to 920 and encodes 192 amino acids. The record is from RefSeq and is a predicted model, not a curated record. The transcript is spliced from 2 exons.